AUGAAGUCCGUCCUGCUGGGCCGGGUCCUGGCGCUGCUCUGGGCGUCCGUGGCUUGUGCCGACGUCCUGGUGCAGCCGGAUUUCGAUGCCGAGAAGUUCUCAGGUCUCUGGUACAUGGUCUCCAUGGCCUCCGACUGCAAGGUCUUCCUGGGCAAGAAGGAACACCUGCUGAUGUCCUCCGCGGCCGUCACAGCCACGGCGGGGGGCAACCUCAGCGUGCACAUGGAGGUCCCCGGCUCUGAGGGCUGCAGCCAGGUGGACGUCGAGUACCUGAAGGCCGGCUCCGAGGGGCAUUUCCGCGUCCCAGCCUUGGGCUUCGUGGACGUGCGCGUGGUGGACACGGACUACCGCUCCUUCGCCGUGGUCUACGUUUACAAGGAGCAGAAGGGGGCGCUCAGCACCGUCGUGCAGCUCUACAGCCGGACCCAGGAAGCGAGCCCCCACGCCCUGAGGGUCUUCCAGGACUUCUACCCGACCGUGGGUCUCUCGGACGAGAUGAUGGUCCUGCUGCCCAAGUCAGACGCGUGUGCCUCAAGGGACAAGGAACACCAUGAUGCCUGCGGACACUCACCUUGA
Molecule: messenger RNA, 576 nt
Organism: Pteronotus mesoamericanus
Lineage: Eukaryota; Metazoa; Chordata; Mammalia; Chiroptera; Mormoopidae
Gene: LCN15
Product: lipocalin 15
Exons: 6
Coding region: 1-576 (191 amino acids)
Molecular function (GO): small molecule binding
Source: RefSeq, a predicted model, not a curated record